AUUGAAUAUUUCACGUUCACACAUCAUAUUCGUCUAUAGUCUAUACGACAUCCACGAAAACAUAACGUUAUAUUAUUUGAUCUAUGACAGGUAAUAAUAUGACGUACACUCGUUGAUACACAAUAUCGUCUGUUGACCGUGACUUUUUUUUUAAAUUGGAUCGGCGGUUACGAUCAGUAGUGGUUCGGUGACCGCGGGGACUCGUGAUUAAGUGUUCCGCUCGUCGCCGAUACCCAACGUAACGAGGCACGAGGACAGCAAUAGCUAAAGCCGUACCUACGCGAAUAAUACGACGAUCGGACGCGGCCUCUGCUGGAGUAGCCCAGCUACGUAUAACCACCGUCAAACGGAUCGCCCGGCACAUUAAAUCGCAUGUUUUUAAAACAAUAUGUAGUUUUAUCUUAUCACUGGCCGAAUUAACAAUAUAUAAUACUACCUAUAUCGAUUUGAAAGAGGGGAAUAAGUGGUCGGCGAGAUCAGAAGCUAAUAUAUUUCUUGUUUAUGAUUAGAAAUUGAAUCACGGCAUCACAUGCGUUUCACCUUCUACGUCGUGCGUAGUGUGUCGUUAAACGCAUAGUAGACAUGCAAUUCAUUUUGUAACAUGAUGAUCGCUUCUCAAUCACCGGAAAUGUCUACUAUUCCUCACUUGCCCAUUUUUGUUGAAGACAACAGUAUCGAAAACGGUUCUCGAAUAAUAUUAAAAUUGAUAAGACCAGACUGGAAUUUGGAAAAAAUUCGAUUUAAGUUGUUCACAGAUGGUAUUACUAACAAGUUGGUUGGUUUGUUCGACGAUUCGCGUCCAGAAGAUAAUGGAGUGCUGGUACGUGUCUACGGAAAAAAUACGGAACAGAUCAUCGACAGAAAAGCAGAAUUUGAAAACUUUAAGCUUUUGUAUCGUGCUGGACUUGCACCUGACUUAUAUGCAACGUUCGAUAAUGGCAUGGUGUACAAAUACAUUAAAGGGGAAACGUUGACCACUUCUACAGUUCGGGACCCGAGCGUUUACAGGCUAGUAGCCAAAACAAUGGCGAGAUUUCACCGCUUAAGUACAAAUUGCAUAAGUGCAGAAGACGGAACGAUCAAAUCCCAACUUUGGAGUAAAAUGGAACAGUUUAUCAAUCUCAUUCCGAAGCGUUUUAGUUCUCCUGCCAAAGACCUCUUAUUCCGAAAGACAUUCCCCCAAGGCAUCGAGAAUCUGCGGGCUGAUAUUGGAAUUCUGAAAACAUUGCUGGACAAUAUCGGAAGUCCAGUCGUGUUCUGUCACAACGAUCUGCUGUUGAGCAACAUACUUUUGCAGCGUGAUAACGCAGCGAAUGGUCAUCCCGUCAGCAUAACAUUUAUCGAUUAUGAGUACGGAAUGGUCAACAAUCAGGCGUUUGACAUAGCUAAUCAUUUUAUUGAAUUUGCUGGUGUUCAAGAACCGGACUUUUCAUUGUAUCCAGAUGUUGAUUUACAAAUGGACUGGCUGAAAUCGUACUUAGAAGAAUACACCGGUGAAUCUUUGGACCAAAAUGAUCAAAGGGUUGCUGUGCUUAAACACCAAGUGGACAUGUUUACAAUGGCGUCGCAUUUGUUGUGGCUAUUCUGGUCACUUGUACAAGCCGAAUUAUCGGUGAUCAAUUUCGAUUAUUUAAAGUAUGCAGAAAUGAGAUUAGAACAAUACAAAAAAGCAAAAAAUUUACACAUAAAAUGAAUAUUUUGUUCCAUUCCAAAAAUAAUUCCAUUAUUUAAUAACACUUCACUUUAACUUGUUUCUUUCUAUCUUAAUAUAUGACUAAGACAUGUUAAAAUAUAGACUUAAGCUUCGUCUAUAAAUAUUAAAUUAUAGGCAAUAAGCUUUGUUUUAAUUUAAAUACAAUGCCUCUGUAAAUCAAAAACGCGAUUCACCUAUGCUGCUGCCAAAUUUAUUCGUCAUCGAAAUAUUAUAUUAUAGUACUAAACACAACUUUGUUAAAAUAUAUAUUGUAUAUUGUGUAUAUAAUCACACAAAUACAACUAAUGUGUUAGCAGUAAAAUAAUCAACAUCUUAUUAUAAUCAGUAUAUAAAUAUAUCAAA
Molecule: messenger RNA, 2056 nt
Organism: Melanaphis sacchari
Lineage: Eukaryota; Metazoa; Arthropoda; Insecta; Hemiptera; Aphididae
Gene: eas
Product: ethanolamine kinase 1
Exons: 7
Coding region: 602-1693 (363 amino acids)
Biological process (GO): phosphatidylethanolamine biosynthetic process
Cellular component (GO): cytoplasm
Molecular function (GO): ethanolamine kinase activity
Source: RefSeq, a predicted model, not a curated record